AUGUGUAUCGGUCGAAUCAAUACAUUUUCGGAUAAACGAAUUUCCGAUAAGAUAAAGUCAUCUCAUUUGAGAUCCCUACAAUUAGAAACCUUGGAUAGUGUAAUGGAUUCCACUAUUACUAGUGAUAAGCUCGAUACAGUAUUAAAAUCAAUUGAUGAUAGUAAUAAUAUGAAACGUACUCAAAAUAAGUUAAUUCCUCCUGUCAAUUCAAUUCAUAUGAUGAAAAGAAAAGAAAUCAUGACAAGAAGUUUAUUUGUAUUGAGUAGGGUGUUAUAUGCAGAAAGCAAUUUUUGA
Molecule: messenger RNA, 294 nt
Organism: Macrosiphum euphorbiae (potato aphid)
Lineage: Eukaryota; Metazoa; Arthropoda; Insecta; Hemiptera; Aphididae
Source: the annotation of a GenBank genome assembly